Messenger RNA from Sander lucioperca (pikeperch), 1295 nucleotides. Its product is annotated as histone H1-like. The transcript has a single exon. Gene Ontology annotation, cellular component: nucleosome. Gene Ontology annotation, molecular function: structural constituent of chromatin; DNA binding. The record is from RefSeq and is a predicted model, not a curated record. NCBI's taxonomy places the organism in Eukaryota, Metazoa, Chordata, Actinopteri, Perciformes, Percidae. Gene Ontology annotation, biological process: nucleosome assembly. Bases 30 to 665 code for a protein of 211 amino acids.
CUACUCGAGAAGAUCACUUUGAUAACACAAUGGCAGAAGUCGCUCCAGUUGCUCCACCCGCCGCACCGGCACCGGCCACCAAGGCGCCCAAGAAGAAAGCAGCCAAGCCGGCCAAGAAGACCGGUCCCGGCGCCGCUGAGCUCAUCCUGAAGGCUGUCACAGCCUCCAAGGAACGUAAAGGUAUUUCGUACGUGGCUUUGAAGAAGGAGUUGGGCGCUCAAGGCUUCGACGUCGAGCACAAAUCCGCCCUCAUUAAGCGCGCCGUGAAGGCUUUGGUUGCCAAAGGAGCCCUCACCCAGACCAAAGGAAACGGUGCGUCCGGGUCCUUCAAGGCCGCCAAGCCUGCUGAAAAGCCCAAGAAGGUAGCAGCGAAGAAACCCGCAGCCAAAGCCAAGAAGCCGGCAGCAAAGAAGCCCGCGGCCGCUAAGAAACCAGCAGCAGCCAAGAAGGCUAAAGCAACAACACCCAAGAAGGCAAAGAAGACUGCCGUAGCGAAGAAGACACCGGUCAAGAAGGCGACAAAGAGCCCAAAAAAGAAGGUGGUCAAGAAGGCAGCUGCACCCAAGAAGGCCGUCACCCCCAAGAAAGCCGCCAAGAAGGUCGUCAAACCUAAAGCUGCCAAACCCGCAAAGAAGGCCGCAGCCAAGAAACCAGCAAAGAAGUAAAUCUAAAAGUUUGCUUCACCCAUCAAAAGGCUCUUUUAAGAGCCACCCAAAUGCCAUAAAGAGCCAUUUUCCUGAUUACUUUAUUUUAUAUUUGCACUAUAAUAAUUGUACAUACUUUAAUAGUUUUGUUGGGGAUCUCAGUUGAUUAUUUAUAAUCUCAUUUAUAAGAGAAAUCAUUGCACUUUUGUACCUUUUUGUUAUGCAUCCGCUUAUACCUAAAGCGUACAGUUGCUUUUAUAUUUCCUCAGUCUGCUGGUUUUAAUAUUUGAAUAUACAAAUGUGUUCAACUAAAACAGACACUCAAACACACCAUGAGAACCGUGGAGAGACAACCCCAGUCUGCCGCUCACCAGUGCAGCAGGAAUACCGUGUCAUUGUGUUUUCUCUUCACCGAUACAUGUAUAAAAUACACAUCUGGAGGAACAAACAAAGUGUAAAAUGUAUUGGAACUGAUAGCGACGGAGUUUAUCUUUAUAUAUAAGUCAAAUAAAGCUUUAAAUAUGUUUAUAUUUUGAUUGGGAAGCCUUUAAACCUCCCAAAACUACUGCCGUGUGAGGCACUGCUGCGAGUCUUUUCCUUGUAAUUCCUCUCCUAAAUGCUUUAAAAUACAUCAGAAGUUCGCCAAAACCA